AUAAAAAUGGGGCAAUCUUGAUGCGUUCCUACGAAAGAGGAUAGGAAAGGAUUAGGCAAUCAUCAAAGAGACCAAGAUAUUGAGAAUAGAGUAAGAAACACUAUGAGUAAAUAACUCAGUGAAUCUGUAUACGAUUGAAGAGACUAAUGAGAAGAAAGAAGUCUCCCAAAUGAGAGGAAUGAGCUUCAGCUCAGAAUCAGCCUCUGGGCUUGGCAUUGGGUCUUUCAAUAAGAAGAAAAAUGUUGCAGAAAAUGCUCCGAAGUUUACUGAAGAUGAGGCCAUCGACCAAAAUGUAGCAAAAGAUGAAGAAGAGGAUGAGGAAGAAGAAGAAGAAAAAGAAAGGGAAGAAGAAAGAGAAGAGGAAAAGGAAAAGAAAGAGGAAAGAGAAGAGGAAGGAGAAAAGGAAGGAGAAGAGGAAGAAGAAAAGGAAGAAAAAGAGGAAAAGGAAGUUAAAUCCUUAAGUAAAAAAGUUUAUGCAAGGAAUUCAGUGCAUAAACCUAUCUCUGUAUCCACUGAAUUCUCAUUUAACAAUCCUCAAGAGGAAGGAGGGGAAGGAAGACGUACAGUGCAUGCAUAUAUCUCAGAGAGUAAUGCAGUUGAGAGCUCUGAAAAUAAUACUCAAAGGAAAGGCAUUAGGUUUUCUGAGAUGUACAAUAUGAAGCUUGAUGAGGCUCCCAAAUUUGAAGAUGUACCAGACCUUGACUCUCGAUACAAAAAUACGUAUGAAGCUGGAUCUGAAUUCAACAUAGACUAUAUCUAUGAUCUUUGGAAAAAAUUUGAGAGUACAGAAAAGGAUGAAGACUGGGACCAACAUGUUGAUGAAGAGGAGUAUAGUGUAUGGACUACUGUCAAUGGCCCAAUUCUAAGCUUCAAGCAUCCUUUAAUCUACUCUGAAAUGACCUUUGAGGGACUGCAUAAUUAUGGAAAACUGAAAGAUAUUCUUACAGAUUAUGAGCAAGCUUUGAAGUGGAAACCAUAUCUAAAGUACGUAAAGAUUCUUGACAAGUUUUGCCAAAAUGGGAUAAUCGUGCAAACAGAGUACUCUAAGAUAGACUAUGAGGUCACUCAGAGAGACUUUGUUGAGAAGCAAAUCAUACUAGAAACUUUGGAUGAAGAUGAGCAGCCUGUGAUAGUAAUAUUCGUGUCGUCUGUCCCUUCGCAGGAAUAUCCUGCUGAGGAGAGAAUCACUCGUUGUGAGACUCUUUUGAGUCUGACCAUCCUUGGCACUGCCAGAGAAGACAAGCUUUAUGUCAGAAACUACAUGCUGGUUGAUCCAAAGAUCAUUAACUCAAGGAUUCUGCUUUCAAAGUAUCUUCACAGGACAGUGAAGAGCACUCAUGAUAGUAUUCAGAUGCUUUUAGAGUAAAAGUGGUUUUCAAUAUGAAGAU
This is a messenger RNA of Moneuplotes crassus, 1388 nucleotides long. NCBI's taxonomy places the organism in Eukaryota, Ciliophora, Spirotrichea, Euplotida, Euplotidae. The record is from the annotation of a GenBank genome assembly.